Molecule: messenger RNA, 4172 nt
Organism: Cyclopterus lumpus (lumpfish)
Lineage: Eukaryota; Metazoa; Chordata; Actinopteri; Perciformes; Cyclopteridae
Gene: impdh1b
Product: IMP (inosine 5'-monophosphate) dehydrogenase 1b
Exons: 16
Coding region: 247-1872 (541 amino acids)
Biological process (GO): GTP biosynthetic process
Cellular component (GO): cytoplasm
Molecular function (GO): IMP dehydrogenase activity
Source: RefSeq, a predicted model, not a curated record
AAACACGCACUGUCUGCAGCGACAGGCGAUCACUUCUGAUUCACUUUACUGCGAGCCAGCACUUUCACAUCUUGGAGCCCCGAGCGACUCCCUUUUUUUUUUCUUCUUCUUCUUCUUCUUCGUAUCCUCUCCAUUUUUUUUCCGGGGGUAGAAGGAAACGCACCGUGUUUGAAGCGUGCUUUUCUGUAGCUUCACAGCUGGAAAGUUGCUUCCCCCUUGGUCAACGUGGGCAUCAGCUCCAAAAGCAUGGCGGAUUACCUGAUCAGCGGUGGCACGGGAUACGUCCCUGAAGAUGGACUCUCCGCUCAGCAGCUCUUCUCGGUUGGAGAUGGCCUUACGUAUAACAGAUCUGACCAACAGUGCGUUGUCUCCGAUGGUCAUACGGCUGAAGAGCUAUGCUCUAAAGGAGAUGGGUUGACUUACAAUGACUUCCUGAUAUUACCUGGCUUCAUCGACUUCACCUCAGACGAAGUGGACCUGACGUCAGCGCUGACCAGGAAGAUCACGUUGAAGACCCCGCUCAUCUCCUCCCCCAUGGACACGGUCACAGAGUCGGCUAUGGCUAUUGCGAUGGCGCUUAUGGGAGGCAUUGGCAUCAUUCACCACAACUGCACACCAGAAUUCCAAGCCAAUGAGGUCCGCAAGGUUAAGAGGUUUGAGCAGGGUUUUAUCACGGACCCCGUUGUGAUGAGUCCGCGCCACACGGUCGGGGAUGUGUUCGAGGCCAAAGUAAGACAUGGCUUCUCUGGUAUUCCCGUCACAGAGACGGGCAAGAUGGGCAGCAAACUGGUGGGCAUCGUCACCUCCCGAGACAUCGACUUCCUCUCCGAGAAAGACCACAGCAAACCUCUGGAGGAGGCCAUGACAAAGAGGGAGGAGUUGGUAGUGGCUCCGGCCGGUGUUACCCUAAAAGAAGCCAAUGAUAUUCUGCAGCGCAGUAAAAAAGGCAAGCUUCCCAUUGUAAAUAAUAACGACGAGCUGGUGGCCAUUAUUGCCAGGACGGAUCUGAAGAAGAACAGGGACUACCCGCUGGCCUCCAAAGACUCGCGCAAACAGCUGCUGUGCGGCGCCGCCAUCGGCACCAGGGAGGACGACAAAUACCGACUGGACCUGUUAGUGCAGGCUGGAGUGGAUGUCGUUGUGCUGGACUCUUCACAAGGCAACUCGGUGUAUCAAAUCAACAUGAUAAAUUAUAUUAAACAGAAGUAUCUAGAAUUACAAGUGGUGGGAGGAAAUGUGGUCACAGCAGCUCAGGCCAAGAAUCUGAUCGACGCCGGUGUCGAUGCUCUGCGAGUCGGCAUGGGCUGCGGCUCCAUCUGCAUCACGCAGGAAGUCAUGGCAUGUGGAAGGCCCCAGGGGACCUCGGUGUACAAGGUAGCCGAGUACGCCAGGCGCUUUGGAGUGCCCGUCAUCGCUGACGGAGGCAUUCAGACCGUGGGCCAUGUGGUGAAGGCUCUGUCUCUCGGAGCGUCGACUGUAAUGAUGGGCUCGUUGCUAGCGGCAACCACUGAGGCUCCAGGGGAGUACUUCUUCUCAGACGGUGUUCGGCUGAAAAAGUACCGCGGCAUGGGCUCCCUGGACGCUAUGGAGAAGAGCACCAGCAGCCAGAAACGCUAUUUCAGUGAGGGCGACAACGUAAAGGUAGCCCAGGGUGUGUCGGGCUCCAUCCAGGACAAGGGCUCCAUCCACAAGUUUGUCCCUUACCUGAUAGCUGGUAUCCAGCACGGCUGCCAGGACAUCGGGGCAAAGAGUCUCUCUGUCCUCCGUUCCAUGAUGUACUCUGGAGAGCUGAAGUUUGAAAAGAGGACCAUGUCGGCACAGGUGGAGGGAGGUGUUCAUGGACUCCACUCUUACGAGAAGCGGCUUUACUGAACAGGGUGCAGCAUGUUCGAGCAUGUCUCUCUCCAACGGCAGAUGGAGUGCAGAUCAUCGGUGCACGUCUAACAGUUAGUUCUGCUAAAAUACCCACUACACCCUCUCUGCCCUCUCGUUUCCACCGUUACUCUCCUCUCUGAUCCCAGCCGGCGGCUCUUGGGAGGACGGAGGCACAGUAUCAAAGUGAGAAUCCUCAAACCGACACUCGACUCUCUCUCCCUCUCUCUCUUUCUCCCCCCCACCCCCCCCCCCCCCCCCCCCCCACCCCCACACCCCUCUCUGUGUACACCUGGGAUUUUGCACCCAUGAAGCGGCGCAUCAGGGUUUUCGGAAUGACACGCCUGUACCUCGAAGUAUGCAGCCAAUCCCAAUUUAGCGUGCGUGUUGACGGUAGUGAGUGGAUGAGCUGUGUGUGUGUGUGUGUGUGUGUGGGUGGUGAAUCGAGGGUAGCUUGUGUCUGACUGAGUUAACAAUGUGUCUAGGGACAACUGAAGUGAAGGUGCACUGUGUUUAGUUGUUAUUAGAGAGUGUAAAACGGCCGUGGUGCAGAUCACAUCAGCAUCCUAUCUGGCUUUUUUUCUUCUUUUUUUGGGGGAUCCACGUUUACAGCCCCCCACCUCCACCCCCCUCGUCUGAAGCCUCUCACAUCCCAGCUCUUAAACACACCAGUACAUGCAGAAAACAAGUAUGUUGUACUUCUAUGUGAAGUGUAUUAUUGGUGUUUCAUGGCAAUCUUACUUUUCUUUUCUUUUUUUUCUCAAUUUUUAAGUCAUUUAAGGUAUAAGCUACUUUAUGAACAGUAGCUGUUUAUAUGGCAGCGCAUAUUGUUUACUUCCCCGUAUCGUGGAUCCAGAGGUACGAGAUAUUGGCCGUGCCAAUUUUCCUGUCGACUUUGUAUCCGUCAGUGUCCCCUUCAAUCAAUAGACUGAACCCAGACCCCCAGUCUUAACCUUUUUUUUUUGUGGGCCUUCAUUUUACCCUUCAACGACAUCUUGGCAUAUAAUCAGUGUCCCAUUUCAGUGCAUAGUGUUCAUAUGUUGAGCGUGGAAGGGACCAAAAGCUGAAGAAUCGGGUAUGUUGGACGAAGAAGAAAAAUAACAACCUAAAAUCUAUUGCGUCAAUCAAGAAUAGUUCGAAAGGAGGACUAUUUCUCUGCCCGUAAUUUGAAUACUUUUAGAUAAAACAAACUUUAUAUUGAACCUGUAUAGUCCUAAGGGGGGGCUUUGAAUUGCGCAUGAUGUGUUUUGAUAUGCAUGUUAGUUUUUUCACAAAGCCAAACAUGGCUGUAUUUAUAUCCCACGUAACUGUAAUUGCAUAUAUACUGCCAAGUGUCUUUACGCUUCCUUCUGACACUUUUUUUUCCUUUUGUAAUUUCGAAACCAAAAUUGGCGCAAGAAGUCGCUCGUUACCUAGUCACUUCAUUCCUGCUUUCUCCACAGUGUGGCAUAGGUUGUCUGUGAUUGUUUCUGUUCGUUCUGAUUUAAUUAGUUUCUUUAUGCCAGAGAUAUGCCUUGAAACGGGGAUGGAUAAAAAGGCUGCAUGACAGCUCAGUGAAAAAGCAGAAUGCCACACACCCUCUCGCCUCCUUUUUUUCUUUCUUUCUUUAAAACUGCAUCGCUUGUGUUUAUCAUUGAGCUUAUGUAGGAGUAGGCUUUUCUAACAUUCAUACUGGAUGUCCUUCUGGCCAGAUGUAAUUGUUGUUUUUUUUAUUUUAAAUAAAAUUUCCCAGAUUGUAAGAGUUGAAUUGAUUCCUCUACCGUGAUAAUGUAUUUUACCCUGAACAGGGUUUCACUUGACAAAAAAAAAAGCCUUGCAAUUGGACAAAAUUGCAAAAUAGAUGUACAUGGAAAAAAUAUAUGAAGAAAUAUAUACCUAUAUCCGUUUGGAAAUGACUGCUGCUUGUUUUCAGUUUCCCAUCUAAAGAGAUAAUUCAGGUUUUUUGUUUUAAAUGUCUUAUUUGUAAAGUACUGGGUUCUGUUAGUCCAUCUAAAAAGCACAGAUAUAGUGAGAAGUGGGAUAUUAGGUUUACAUUUGUUUUUAUUUUUUCUGCUGCACUUUUUGUAUGAUUUUUACCUCUAGGAUAUUGUGAAGCCCCUGCAGUUGCCUGAAGUAGCUUCUGCAACCAAAACAAUAAGCGUUGGCUUUUUAGAUGGACAGAAAAGACUCAGUAUUCAUUCAAAUCGUUUGGGAUUCUUUGAGAAAUAUCACUUAAGCACAUGUUUACAGUAAAACACUCAAUGUUUUUGUUUCUUUUGCUUUCAAUAUGGUCAAACAAGAAUAAAUAAAUCCAACAAGUA